Molecule: messenger RNA, 2382 nt
Organism: Closterium sp. Yama58-4
Lineage: Eukaryota; Viridiplantae; Streptophyta; Zygnematophyceae; Desmidiales; Closteriaceae
Source: the annotation of a GenBank genome assembly
AUGAAUGCAGAACGGGUGCAUACAGCAACAGCAUCAGCAUCAGCAUCAGCAUCAGCAUCAGCAUCAGCAUCAGCAUCAGCAUCAGCAUCAGCAUCAGCAUCAGAAUCAGCAUCAGCAUCAGCAUCAGCAUCAGCAUCAGGAUCAGGAUCAGGAUCAGCAUCAGAAUCAGAAUCAGAAUCAGCAUCAGCAUCAGCAUCAGCAUCAGCAUCAGGAUCAGCAUCAGCAUCAGCAUCAGCAUCAGCAUCAGCAUCAGCAUCAGCAUCAGCAUCAGCAUCAGCAUCAGCAUCAGAAUCAGCAUCAGCAUCAGCAUCAGCAUCAGCAUCAGCAUCAGGAUCAGCAUCAGCAUCAGAAUCAGAAUCAGCAUCAGCAUCAGCAUCAGCAUCAGCAUCAGCAUCAGCAUCAGGAUCAGCAUCAGAAUCAGAAUCAGCAUCAGCAUCAGCAUCAGGAUCAGCAUCAGCAUCAGCAUCAGCAUCAGCAUCAGCAUCAGCAUCAGCAUCAGGAUCAGCAUCAGCAUCAGCAUCAGCAUCAGAAUCAGAAUCAGCAUCAGCAUCAGCAUCAGCAUCAGCAUCAGCAUCAGGAUCAGCAUCAGCAUCAGCAUCAGCAUCAGCAUCAGCAUCAGGAUCAGCAUCAGCAUCAGCAUCAGCAUCAGAAUCAGCAUCAGCAUCAGCAUCAGCAUCAGCAUCAGCAUCAGGAUCAGCAUCAGCAUCAGCAUCAGGAUCAGCAUCAGCAUCAGCAUCAGCAUCAGCAUCAGCAUCAGGAUCAGCAUCAGCAUCAGCAUCAGAAUCAGCAUCAGCAUCAGCAUCAGCAUCAGCAUCAGGAUCAGCAUCAGCAUCAGCAGCAGCAUCAGCAUCAGCAUCAGCAUCAGCAUCAGGAUCAGCAUCAGCAUCAGCAUCAGCAUCAGCAUCAGCAUCAGCAUCAGCAUCAGCAUCAGGAUCAGCAUCAGCAUCAGCAUCAGCAUCAGCAUCAGCAUCAGGAUCAGGAUCAGGAUCAGGAUCAGGAUCAGGAUCAGGAUCAGGAUCAGCAUCAGCAUCAGCAUCAGCAUCAGCAUCAGCAUCAGCAUCAGCAUCAGGAUCAGCAUCAGCAUCAGCAUCAGCAUCAGGAUCAGCAUCAGCAUCAGCAUCAGAAUCAGCAUCAGCAUCAGCAUCAGCAUCAGCAUCAGGAUCAGCAUCAGCAUCAGCAUCAGCAUCAGGAUCAGCAUCAGGAUCAGAAUCAGGAUCAGCAUCAGGAUCAGCAUCAGGAUCAGCAUCAGCAUCAGCAUCAGCAUCAGCAUCAGCAUCAGAAUCAGAAUCAGCAUCAGCAUCAGCAUCAGCAUCAGCAUCAGGAUCAGCAUCAGCAUCAGCAUCAGCAUCAGCAUCAGCAUCAGGAUCAGCAUCAGCAUCAGCAUCAGCAUCAGCAUCAGCAUCAGGAUCAGCAUCAGCAUCAGAAUCAGAAUCAGCAUCAGCAUCAGCAUCAGCAUCAGCAUCAGCAUCAGCAUCAGCAUCAGAAUCAGCAUCAGCAUCAGCAUCAGCAUCAGCAUCAGCAUCAGAAUCAGCAUCAGCAUCAGCAUCAGCAUCAGCAUCAGCAUCAGCAUCAGGAUCAGGAUCAGGAUCAGCAUCAGAAUCAGAAUCAGCAUCAGCAUCAGCAUCAGCAUCAGCAAUAGGAUCAGCAUCAGCAUCAGCAUCAGCAUCAGCAUCAGCAUCAGAAUCAGCAUCAGCAUCAGCAUCAGCAUCAGCAUCAGGAUCAGGAUCAGGAUCAGCAUCAGAAUCAGAAUCAGCAUCAGCAUCAGCAUCAGCAUCAGCAUCAGGAUCAGCAUCAGAAUCAGCAUCAGCAUCAGCAUCAGCAUCAGCAUCAGGAUCAGCAUCAGCAUCAGCAUCAGCAUCAGGAUCAGCAUCAGCAUCAGCAUCAGCAUCAGAAUCAGCAUCAGCAUCAGCAUCAGCAUCAGCAUCAGCAUCAGGAUCAGCAUCAGCAUCAGCAUCAGGAUCAGCAUCAGGAUCAGCAUCAGCAUCAGCAUCAGCAUCAGCAUCAGGAUCAGCAUCAGCAUCAGGAUCAGCAUCAGCAUCAGCAUCAGCAUCAACAUCAGCAUCAGCAUCAGCAUCAGGAUCAGCAUCAGCAUCAGCAUCAGAAUCAGCAUCAGCAUCAGCAUCAGCAUCAGCAUCAGCAUCAGCAUCAGGAUCAGCAUCAGCAUCAGAAUCAGCAUCAGCAUCAGCAUCAGCAUCAGCAUCAGGAUCAGCAUCAGCAUCAGCAUCAGCAUCAGAAUCAGCAUCAGCAUCAGCAUCAGCAUCAGCAUCAGCAUCAGCAACAGCAUCAGCAUCAGCAUCAGGAUCAGCAUCAGCAUCAGCAUCAGCAUCAGCAUCAGCAUCAGAAUCAGCAUCAGCAUCAGCAUCAGCAUCAGGAUCAGCAUAA